AUGGUCUCUCGAUCUGGUGAAGGGAAUGAGGGGCCUCCUCCAUCCUCCAGGACACCGAAUACGCCCGCCAAAACACGAAUUGCGAGACUUGGCUCCAGCCCAUCCAAACGAGAAGAUAAAGGAAAAGAUGAUAGGGUGAUUAAGUCAUCCGCGAAGGAUGUAGCAGAACUUAAGGAUUAUCAAUUGGGGGAUUGCUUGGGCAAGGGCGCCUUUGGUUCGGUCUAUAGGGCAUUGAAUUGGAACACCGGAGAAACUGUCGCUGUGAAGCAAAUCAAGCUUGCAGACCUUCCUAAGAGUGAACUGCGGGUUAUUAUGCUGGAAAUCGAUCUCCUAAAAAAUUUGGAUCAUCCUAACAUAGUGAAGUACCAAGGAUUCGUGAAGUCAGCUGAAACUCUAAAUAUUAUCCUGGAGUACUGCGAGAAUGGUUCUCUACACUCAAUCGCAAAGAAUUUUGGCCGUUUCCCGGAGAAUCUCGUUGGUUUAUACAUGUCCCAGGUCCUUCAUGGUCUCCUAUACCUCCACGAGCAAGGUGUUAUACAUAGAGAUAUCAAAGGAGCAAAUAUUCUCACAACCAAACAAGGUCUCGUCAAGCUUGCAGAUUUCGGUGUAGCUAGUCGGACCACUGGGCUCAGCGAAUCCAGUGUUGUCGGCACACCCUACUGGAUGGCUCCUGAGGUGAUUGAACUUUCAGGUGCUACGACAGCCUCAGAUAUAUGGAGUCUUGGCUGUACCGUGAUUGAGCUGCUCGAGGGAAAGCCUCCCUACUAUAACCUUCAGCCUAUGCCGGCUCUUUUUCGCAUUGUUAAUGAUGAUCAUCCCCCACUCCCGCAGGGUGCCUCUCCGGCCGUCAAAGACUUCUUGAUGCAAUGCUUUCAGAAGGACCCUAACCUUCGUGUUUCGGCGAGGAAAUUGCUGAAACAUCCUUGGAUAGUCAAUGCCCGCCGAUCAGAUUCAGUAGUCCCUAAAAAGUCAACGGAGUACGAGGAAGCAGUAAAAAGUGUUCAAGAAUGGAACGAAGCACUGCGUUCGCCUAGUGCAGGAACCCUACGGAAGACAUUUAAACAUGACCAUCAAAAUCCGAUGUCGCUGCCAUCAAUUCGGAAUGCCCCAAGUAAGGACUCGCCAAGUCCAGUUGCUAAUCAUUUGGCGGAUCGAUAUCGAUCUCAAAACUCCCCGGAAGAGGACAACUGGGAUGAUGACUUUGCCACUGCCAUUUCCCCUAGUGCUUUACAGCUGCCUCACCUUCGGCCACAGGACAAUUUCGGAGGGAUGCUGUCCUCUGAGAAGCUCAAGGCUUUUGCAUCUCUUGAUGGGACAGUGCUGAGAUCAGAGGAUAGCUUUGAUGAAUUUGAGGACUCAUUCCAAGACUCAUUACCAUCGGGGGAAUCAGAUCCUUUAGAGACGAUCCGGCCGUCCCUACCGAAACUUGCUUCAACUGAAAGCAUUCACUUACAGGACUCCCCCCUGUACAAUAUUGCUAAAAGUACGUUUGCGUCUAUGCAAAAUGUGCCAAUUUUAACACAGAACCCGGUCCCGCCGAUGAGACAACCGCGUCCCGCCUCAUUUUAUAAAGAAAACCCCGUCGAGGAUUACUCGGAUCUAAUUAAAGCGAACGAGGACGUUCUAGACCGCAAACUGAGCGCCUUCCAUGAGGUUGAUGAAGAUGCUGCUCUGUUGGGAGAUGCGUCUUCCAAAAAGAUAGUCCGCUAUCAAGAGCCCUCUGACGAUAUGGAAGAUCAAGAGCCUCAGCUUAGGAAGCGGAUUUCUGUCAAGCGACAUCGAUCAGAAAUAGAGAUUCAACGGUUUGCAGAGAAUGAGACCGAUGAGGAUUUCUCUGACAUUUUAGGUGCCGACGAGGCCGCCCUGGAUAAUCUUGAAAGUGAUGGUAGCUCGGACCAAAGCACUCUGCUACUUAAUUCUAAGUUGUCAAACAAUUCUUGGCUUGGAGACCAGGACGAUGAUGAUGACCCGUUUGCCCAACUUGAGGAAGGACUUGACGAAAUGGACCUGGAAGCUAACAUCGCACGCGACAAGCAUGCUCGACUUCGCAAUCAGGUUGAGGGGCUAGUGAGCUCUCUGAAAACCUCCCAGGACGAAGAUGUCCUCGGAGAAAUCUCAGAUCAGCUGCUGACAGUUUUCUGCGAUCUCCCGGAAACGAAAAACAUAAUCAUAAGCGCCCACGGUAUGCUUCCGAUAUUGGAGAUCCUCGACAUGUGCCGUCGACGGGACAUUAUCUUGAGUCUCCUGAAGAUUGUCAACGCGAUUAUCUAUGACGACUAUGAGAUACAGGAGAACCUCUGUUUUGUGGGAGGUAUACCUAUUAUCAACGAAUUCGCUUCAAAGAAGUAUCCGCGAGAGAUUCGGUUGGAAGCGGCUGCGUUCGUGCAGCAGAUGUAUCAAACAUCUACGCUUACUCUGCAAAUGUUUGUCAGUGCUGGAGGACUGAAUGUCUUGGUUGAGUUCUUAGAAGAUGAUUACGAAGAUGAACGGGACCUGGUCUUGAUCGGUGUGAAUGGUAUUUGGAGUGUUUUCGAGCUGCAGGGCUCAACACCGAAAAAUGACUUUUGCCGAAUCCUCUCCCGUAACUCUGUUUUGGACCCCUUGUCACUUGUCUUGAGCCGGGUCUUGGAUGAAGAAGGGACCUUGGCGGAGAUCGUCGAAGGCCGUAUAGCAAAUAUCUUCUUCAUUUUCUCUCAAGCAGAGAACCAUGUGAAGGAAAUGGUCGCUGAGCGGACAGUUCUUCACAGGGUAUUGAAAGAAUUAAAACGCAUGACACCAGCUCAUCAGAUCACAAUGCUGAAAUUUAUCAAAAACUUGUCCAUGCUAUCCACAACGUUGGACUCUUUGCAGAACUCGAAUGCAAUUGACGUGUUGACGGAUCUGCUGAGGUCGACUAUCAGACGCCCACAUUUCCGAGAAGUGUCGAAUCAGAUCUUGAACACCAUCUACAACAUGUGUCGCCUGAACAAGCCUCGACAAGAAGAUGCAGCUUUGAAUGGCAUUGUACCCCUACUCCAGAAGAUAGUAAAGACUGAACGGCCACUGAAGGAGUUUGCACUACCAAUUCUCUGCGACAUGGCAAAUUCAGGCAAAGUCGGCCGCCGUGAGUUGUGGCGGAACAAGGGCCUCUCCUUCUACAUAUCCCUGCUUUCUGAUCCGUAUUGGCAAGUUACAGCGCUGGAUGCUAUCUUUACUUGGCUUCAAGAAGAGACCGCCAAGGUGGAAGAGCACCUUCUGGAGAACCGCCAUGAUAAGCUAUAUUUCACGGAUGCUAUUGUCCGGUGCCUGACCAUAUCAAAGGCCAACUCAUUCGAGAAUCUUCUCGAACCUUUGCAAAAGCUACUGAGACUAAGCCCUCCGAUUGCCUACACCUUCGCACGACCAGACCUGUUUAAUCGAAUCGGGCAGAAGUUACACCACAAUAAAACUGCGGUCCGGCUAAAUUUGCUCCGGAUCAUAUCAAGUAUCUGUGAUUCAAGCGAGGAGCAAGGCGGCCUGCUCGCGAAGUAUGGCCUCUUGGAUGCGAUUGCAGAGCUCGAACAUGAUCCCGCCAUCCUAGUUAAAGACAUGGCCGGAAAACUAGUACAGUCUAAUGAGCGGAGCGAGGCAUAUGGGCUGGGCAAGCGCAAGCCAGGUGUGAGGCGACGGAGCAUCUCCACCACGCCUCCUGGUCUGCUCCCCGGCCAGUCGGCACCAUCCACCCCCCAGAUUAACCGUUCCAGUCAAUCCAAAGCGUAUUUAGAUGGGAGAGAUAGUCAGAGACACCCACGAAACCCGCUCACUGGGUCGGCGCUGGCACUGCGGCCUGGAAGCCGGGACGGUGCCAGCCCUGGCCUUGCCGGGGGGCUGAAUGGAAGCUCCGGCGCAGCGAGGAAUCGGCUGUCACGAGUAAUCCCCGACAGCAAUAGAUUAUCACAUGUUGACAUGUUACCUGAAGAAAGCACAAGGCCACCAAGCACGGUGUCCCGUCGACCAUCGAUUCUCCCCCGGCGGCGGCGUACGACUCAAGUAGAUGCCGACUGGGCUUCGUGA
Aspergillus tanneri is the source of this 4032-nucleotide messenger RNA. RefSeq names its product serine/threonine-protein kinase. Gene Ontology annotation, biological process: protein phosphorylation. NCBI's taxonomy places the organism in Eukaryota, Fungi, Ascomycota, Eurotiomycetes, Eurotiales, Aspergillaceae. Gene Ontology annotation, molecular function: ATP binding; protein serine/threonine kinase activity. The record is from RefSeq and is a predicted model, not a curated record. Gene Ontology annotation, cellular component: cytoplasm. The transcript has 10 exons. Bases 1 to 4032 code for a protein of 1343 amino acids.